AUUAUUCCACAAUUUUUAAAAUUUGAAUUGGUAAAAAAUUCUCCGAUCAUGAAAUUCAUCAUAAUGAUCGAGGUGAUAUUGUUCACACAUAAUACAAUUUUAUUACUUCAAUGUUCAAUGUUACUAUCCGGUACAAUAAUGGCUACAUAUUAUGUAUAUCAUAAUGAAUUGAUUCAUUUAAAUCAAAAUUUUAUUAUGAUUUCGAAAAAAAAUUCUCAACAUUGUUGUCAUGGUGAUAGAAAAAAAUCAAUCACUAUGAAUGAUUUGAAAAAUCUUGGAUCUAUUUAUAGGCAACAUAAUAUAUUAUCGUAUUAUCAACUAUACACUGAUAAAGAUGCAUGGAGCAAGGCACUUUAUUAUUAUGCAUUGGUUAGCAUACCGAUCAAUGUAACAACUGUAUGUGAAUUAAUAUUGGAAGAUAUGCCAACACAAACACAAUUGGUAUUCAUUGUAAUUACCAUCAUUCAUGCAUUUACUGGUUUAAUUCCAUUUAUAAAAUUGGCAAUAGUAUCCAGUGAUUCACAUCGAAUCAAAAAUCAUAUUCCGGCCAUACAAUUACAAUUAAAAUAUCGUCAUUAUUUACGAAUGAAAUUAAAAUAUGAUGAUCUUUAUGAACGAUUGAUGUUUGGCAGAAAAAUUGCAUUCACAUUUGGCCACCUGGGCAUUAUUACAUUUCGUGGUUUAUUCGAAGCAUUUCUUGCCUAUUUCGUUGCAUUCUUUUUGAUAAUGGGUCUUUAUAUGAAAGAAAAUAUUCAUUCGAAUCAAUGA
Dermatophagoides farinae (American house dust mite) is the source of this 768-nucleotide messenger RNA. Lineage: Eukaryota; Metazoa; Arthropoda; Arachnida; Sarcoptiformes; Pyroglyphidae. The record is from RefSeq and is a predicted model, not a curated record.